AUGCCUCGCGAAGGAACCCGAUCUGCCACCGGCAACUCCAAGCCGCGUGUCUUCAACCAAGUCGACACCGAGCCCACCAUCAAGCGCACCACCAAGCCCAAGACCACCAAGACCGCUUCCGACGUGGUUGCUUCCAACGCAAAGGCCGCAAAGCCUGUCGGCGUGACCAAGAGCAAGCCCGCUCCCAAGAAGAACGGUGUUGCUGCCAAGACCAAGGCUACCACCAAGAAGGUCGAGACCAAGGCCAAGAAGGCUGUUGGCAGACCCAAGGCUGCUGCCAAAUAG
Anthostomella pinea is the source of this 285-nucleotide messenger RNA. The record is from the annotation of a GenBank genome assembly. NCBI's taxonomy places the organism in Eukaryota, Fungi, Ascomycota, Sordariomycetes, Xylariales, Xylariaceae.